Rattus norvegicus (Norway rat) is the source of this 2270-nucleotide messenger RNA. It is a transcript of the gene Fyn, whose product is annotated as FYN proto-oncogene, Src family tyrosine kinase. Gene Ontology annotation, cellular component: endosome; actin filament; dendrite. The record is from RefSeq and is a predicted model, not a curated record. NCBI's taxonomy places the organism in Eukaryota, Metazoa, Chordata, Mammalia, Rodentia, Muridae. Gene Ontology annotation, biological process: response to amyloid-beta; intracellular signal transduction; negative regulation of T cell activation. Gene Ontology annotation, molecular function: protein tyrosine kinase activity; tau protein binding; ephrin receptor binding.
CCGCCCCCUCGGCGCUUCGCGAGGCCCACGAGCUCCUGGGCCCGGCCGCGGAGCCACCGGAGCCGCCAGGGCCUCGCCGGAGGAGGGCGGGGAGAGGACCAUGUGAAUGUGCUCCGGAACCGAGCGCCACGCCACGCAGGGUCAGUCCUACUGCUGGUUUAGAAGACAUGUGGUGUAUAUAACGUUUGUGAUAGUUGGUGGAAAUUUGGGAGCUUGGAUAAUGGGCUGUGUGCAAUGUAAGGAUAAAGAAGCAGCGAAACUGACGGAGGAGAGGGACGGCAGCCUGAACCAGAGCUCUGGGUACCGCUAUGGCACAGACCCCACCCCUCAGCACUACCCCAGCUUCGGUGUGACCUCCAUCCCGAACUACAACAACUUCCACGCAGCCGGGGGCCAGGGACUCACGGUCUUUGGGGGUGUGAACUCCUCCUCUCACACCGGGACCCUGCGUACUAGAGGAGGGACAGGAGUGACACUAUUUGUGGCACUUUAUGACUAUGAAGCACGGACAGAAGAUGACCUGAGUUUUCACAAAGGAGAAAAAUUUCAAAUAUUGAACAGCUCGGAAGGAGACUGGUGGGAAGCCCGCUCCUUGACAACUGGGGAAACUGGUUACAUUCCUAGCAACUACGUGGCUCCAGUUGACUCCAUCCAGGCAGAAGAGUGGUACUUUGGAAAACUUGGCCGCAAGGAUGCUGAGAGACAGCUCCUGUCCUUUGGAAACCCAAGAGGUACCUUUCUUAUCCGCGAGAGCGAAACCACCAAAGGUGCCUACUCCCUCUCCAUCCGAGACUGGGACGACAUGAAGGGAGACCACGUCAAACAUUACAAAAUCCGCAAGCUUGACAACGGCGGGUACUACAUCACCACGAGGGCCCAGUUUGAGACCCUUCAGCAGCUUGUACAGCAUUACUCAGAGAGAGCCGCGGGUCUCUGCUGCCGUCUAGUAGUUCCCUGUCACAAAGGGAUGCCAAGGCUUACCGAUCUGUCUGUCAAAACCAAAGAUGUCUGGGAAAUCCCUCGAGAAUCCCUGCAGUUGAUCAAGAGACUGGGAAAUGGGCAGUUUGGGGAAGUAUGGAUGGGUACCUGGAAUGGAAACACAAAAGUAGCCAUAAAGACUCUUAAGCCAGGCACAAUGUCCCCGGAAUCCUUCCUGGAGGAAGCACAGAUCAUGAAGAAGCUGAAGCACGACAAGCUGGUGCAGCUCUAUGCAGUUGUGUCCGAAGAGCCCAUUUACAUUGUCACGGAAUACAUGAACAAAGGAAGUUUGCUCGACUUCUUAAAAGACGGUGAAGGACGGGCUCUGAAAUUGCCAAACCUCGUGGACAUGGCGGCACAGGUUGCUGCAGGAAUGGCUUACAUCGAACGCAUGAAUUAUAUCCACAGAGAUCUGCGGUCAGCUAACAUUCUGGUGGGGAACGGACUCAUUUGCAAGAUUGCUGACUUCGGAUUGGCCCGGUUGAUUGAAGACAAUGAGUACACAGCCAGACAAGGUGCAAAGUUUCCCAUUAAGUGGACAGCCCCCGAAGCGGCCCUGUAUGGAAGGUUCACAAUCAAGUCUGACGUGUGGUCCUUUGGAAUCUUACUCACAGAGCUGGUCACCAAAGGCAGAGUGCCGUACCCAGGCAUGAACAACCGUGAGGUGCUGGAGCAGGUGGAGAGAGGCUACAGGAUGCCCUGCCCGCAGGACUGCCCGAUCUCCCUGCACGAGCUCAUGAUCCACUGCUGGAAAAAGGAUCCGGAGGAGCGCCCCACUUUCGAGUACUUGCAGGGCUUCCUGGAGGACUACUUUACCGCCACAGAGCCCCAGUAUCAGCCCGGUGAAAACCUGUGAGAGCCUGCGCUUCAGGGGCCUCGUCCCAGAGGCCGCCCCACCCCUCCCCAUUAGCUUCCGAUUCCAUAGCCAGCUGCCUCCGAGCAGCGAGAACCGUCCAGGAUCAGAUUGCAUGUGACUCUGAGGCUGACGAACUUCCACGGCCCUCCUUAAUGACACUUGUCCCCCAGUCCGAACCUCCUCUGUGAAUCAUCCGAGACAGACUUGGAAAUGCAUUGUAUUGCUGUUCUGUCAAAGGCCAAACCUGUUCAGUGUAAAUAGCUGCUCCUGUGCCAACCAUCCUCGUGCUUUCCUUUUUUAAAAAAGAAAAAAAAGCAAAUCCUCUGUGAUUUUAACUCUGUCUUCACCCGAUUCAACUAAAAAAAAAAGUAUUAUUUUCCAAAAGUGGCCUCUUUGUCUAAAACAAUAAAAUUUUUUUUCAUGUUUUAACAAAAAA